CAGCUGACCCACUUCACCCACCCUCAUAUACCGCCCAAGACCUCAAUCGAUAUCCUCCAUAGCGUCACCGAGGCGAUUACCGCCAUGCACGGAACCCGCGGACAGUCUCACUGACUCGUAAUUUGCAGCGGGGUUGAAGGUGUGGGCUAAAUAAGGGUAUCGUCUGCUAGCUCCGGUGCGCAUUUCGGGAGUCUUGUGUGACGUCAGAGGUGCUGGGCCGCAGAUUGGCUUAGAGGGAACGGGCAUCCUGUGUGACGUCACACGGGGUCAUCGCUGAUUGGUGGAGAGGAAUUGGGACCCACAUUUAAGGCCAGUUGAAAACAUUCGGGACAGAAAAGGCUGUAACAAAUAAUCAAGAUCGAGGAUCCAAAUUGACUGGCGAUUUAGAAGGUUGUUUUUAGUAUAGUGGGGUCAAGACCACAUUGUGCUCAUAAUGCCUCAGCAAGCCUGCCCCUACGCUGUCCUGGAGGGGCAGUAUGAACUUCACGAAACCAUUGGAUCAGGCGGAUUUGCAAAAGUUAAACUAGGAACACAUUUGUUAACGGGAGAGAAAGUGGCGCUCAAGAUAAUGGAUAAAAGACAACUUGGGGAGGAUUUGCCACGGAUAUAUUUGGAAAUAGAGGCAAUGAAGCAGCUGGCUCAUCAGCACGUGUGUAAGCUCUACCAGGUGCUUGAGACAGACACAAAAAUUAUUAUGGUUCUUGAGUAUUGUCCUGGAGGGGAGCUAUUUGAUUAUAUAGUUGAAAAAGAUAGGCUAGAAGAAGACGAGGCAAGAUUAUUUUUCCGACAAAUCUCAUCUGCUGUAGCCUACGUUCACAAUAUGGGAUAUGCCCAUAGAGAUCUUAAACCAGAGAAUUUGCUAUUGGAUGAUGAUCAACAACUAAAGUUGAUUGAUUUUGGACUUUGUGCCAACCCAGCUGGUGGUAUGGACCAGCGCCUAGCAACUUGUUGUGGCUCGCCUGCCUAUGCCGCACCAGAACUAGUUUCUGGAAGAUGCUACUUAGGUUCUGAAGCAGACAUAUGGAGUAUGGGAGUACUAUUAUAUGCACUGCUGUGUGGGUUUCUUCCAUUCGAUGAUGAAAAUUUGGGAGUACUCUACAGAAAAAUUCAGGCAGGUGUUUACGAAAAUCCUGAGUGGUUAAGUGCUGGAAGCUGCAACCUCCUGUCGGCAAUGUUGCAAGUGGACCCUAAGAGGAGAAUUACUGUGAUGCAACUCUUAACACAUCCUUGGCUUGCAAUCGGUCAGCCACAUCCUCUAGAUGCAACUUCUAAGUACAAGGAUCCAGAGGUAUGUGGUGUUGAUGAAGAUGUGAUCACAGAAAUUGCAGUGCAUCAAGGCAAGUCCAGAGUUGCCGUGCGGCAGGCAGUUUGCCGUUGGUCGUACGAUUACCUCACAGCUACCUAUUUCCUGCUGCUUGCACAGAAGAUGAAGGGAAAACCUCUGAGACUCCUUCCAAAAGUAACUGCUCUUGGUGAGAUAAAAUCACAGAGGGCACCAGCUCGAUGCCUCCUGGAACAAUUGAACCACGACAAACUUGACUCUUCAAGUCACAAAGACCCGGUAUCCAACAGCUUGGCCAACUCUCCUCGUGGGAUGCAUACAUCACUUGAAGGGGGACUGAAUGAUGUUGAUCUUCUCUCCAUAUGUAAACCUAUUGACCCAUUAAGUGAUAAAGUGGAUGGUAAACUUUCCCCACGCAAGGAAACCAGCACAGAACUAGAACUCACACCGUUAACUUCGCCAAAGAAGCGUCGUACUCCUUCAGUUAGUGAUGAGGAAAAGGAAAACUUUGCUCAACCACGUUUACCAACACCAGGGCACAAAUCUCGCAAGAAACCAACUCCGUCUACACCAUUACCAGGCAAGAUGUCACCCUCGAGAUCGGUGGACAGUGGCUUAAAUGAAUAUUCAUCGCCAUCAAAAUCUAGAUUCUUAACUGUUAACACGGAUGAAUGGGGAUGGACACCAGAACGAACUCCUCGAUCUUCAAGGAAAGUAUUUGGCAGUAUUGAAAAGCGAUUAGAUAAGAUGAGAAAUAUGCUUACACCUCGCAGAAAGUUAAAUGCUGAUUCAGGUCCAUGCAUUGUAGAAAGCAAGAAUUUAUACAAUGUGAGUACGACAGGAAGCAGGAACCCUGACCAGGUACUUCAUGAUCUGCGACGAGCGCUACUUAAUAAAGGCAUCCUUUGUAAUCAGAAGGGGUACACUUUACGUGGCAAGGUUCGUGAUGAUAUUGGAGGUGCCAAGCUAAGUUUUGAAUUGGAGGUGUGUCGAGUGCCACGUCUUAAUGUUGUAGGCAUCAGGCGCAAGAGACUGAAAGGUGAUGCCUGGAUCUAUAAAAGAGUGUGCGAGGAAAUAUUGCGGCUUGCUCAGACCACCACCUCAAAUAACACGCCGCCUACCUCCUCCACAGCAAACACUCCUGCAAAUGGUUCUUCCUGUGUUGAUCAAACCAAUAUCAUAACUUAAUAUACAUGAUGUUCUUAAUACACUUAAACUGGGGAUAAUCAUUUACAAUUAAAAUCAGGUUCAAGUAAGAAAGAAUAAUAUAUAUAUUAUGCAUGCAUCCAGAAUGUUACAAAACACGUGAGCUUGAAUUACAAGAAUAAUCUAUGAAUUGGAAAAUAGUGUUAGUACCAUUGUGUCCUGAGGGACCUUGUCCAAAGCAAGUUCUAACAAGGCUUCUCACGUAGAAAAGGUACCAAAACGUUUCCCCAUACACAUUUUAUUCUUGUGUGUGUGUGUGUGUAUAUAUACACACACACAAGUACAGUAUAUGUAUGUAUGUGUGUGUGUGUGAAUUUUGAGUUUUGGAAUAAUAUUGAAAGUCAUUUAAUGUGCAGCUUACAUUCGUAGUGCAUAAUUAAAAGUUUAAAUAAUGUAGAUAUACUCAUUCCCUUAGUCAUUUUAAUAAAUUUAUUUUUAACUGAAGAUAGCCUUCAUCUUUGCAUCUUGGCUUGAGAAGUGAAAGUAGUGAGGUAAUUGUACUUACUAAUACACACAAGGAAUUUGUCAGCAUCCUUGACAUGUUAUUUCCUCAGGGAGUUCCCUUUCCUUAAGAAGGGUAUAUUCUACUCUUUCUCCUCAGCCAUCCUGGAAGUCAGGAGUCCUUGAUUAGCCUUGACCACUAAGGGUUUCUACGGUUUUCAGACUUUUUGAGGAGACUUUGAAGUAUUUGGUAAGAUAUUUCUUGCAGUAAACGAGGGCAUGUUGACAAAUGAAUGCCAGUCCUUUGAUUUGAAGGAUAACAGAAUUUGACAAAAUACCUGGCGUUUUAAAAAUGAGGCGGCAGGCAACAAAUUUUACUAGAUUUUUUUUGUGUUGUGAUUUAUUAACAGUAUGAACAUCCAUUAUUGUUUAAUAAAUUGAUCAAACUUAAAUCGUAAGUGCUAUCCCACUUGGACUAAAAGAACUUGAAGAUGCAUUACUGGGAGCACUCUAAAUAUAGUUCAUUGUAUGAAGGGAAGAGCAAUAACGUAUCUGCUGAACCUUUUUUUUUUUCUGGCAAAUGCUGUGAAUUUAAUGGAUAUUUUACAUUCAGUAUGUAUUAACUUCAGAACUUUUGGCAUCUCUGGACUCUUCAUUUCUUUGAAUAGGUGGAGAGAUAUAUAUAUAUGUAUGUGUGUGUGUAUUUUUUAUAAGUUGCAGAAUUUGCUUUUUAGUAAAUUUUUUUAAAUAAUUACUUUCUUGUGCAUUUAUAGGUAAAUUCAACUUGACAUUUAUUAUUCAGAUUUUUAAUAUUUUGAACUACAAAUAUGACAACUUCACCUAUC
Messenger RNA from Procambarus clarkii (red swamp crayfish), 3774 nucleotides. Lineage: Eukaryota; Metazoa; Arthropoda; Malacostraca; Decapoda; Cambaridae. The record is from RefSeq and is a predicted model, not a curated record.